GUUCUGCAUAUUGCCCAGCUUCUAAAAGCUGUCCAGCAACUGGAUGCUAGUAUCGACUGCAUGCUGGCUCGGCUGUAUCAACAGCGUGGAUCCGUUGAGGCAGCACAGUUCUGGCGGAAGAAACUCUAUCGGCCACCUCUUCUAAGUGUUUUCGACCAGAACAACGUCAAGCUGUGGGAGGCAAUGGCCGAUCGCUUCUUCGACAACGAUCUGUGCGUGUUUGCGGCAGAUUUCUAUGCCCAAGCCAUGGCUGCAGAUUCUGGAAACGAUUUCGUACCGUCGAUUCGCUUUCGAUACCGAUAUUUGGUUUCACUGAUGUCGUUCCCCCGAAGUCAAACUCGAACCGGACUUCGUGGAAAAGUGUCGGCACCUUCAUCCACUUCUCCCUCCCCGACAAGAAAGCCGUAUACGAGUGAUACGAUGCGCAAGAAGACUCAGGUCAUACCGUCUCGCGAUAUUUCCACGGAGCCAGGCAAAAAGACGAAUGCGAAUGGAAUCGACACCCGUAAUAACGCACCUACGAUUGAUGAGACCUCGAUAACCGCAAGACGGCGCGAAUAUGUUACGACUCGCGCUGCAAUGAAGAAGUCCAGCGAAUUCUGUAAGCAAUCUCCUACGAAACGCAGUCCCAGAGGUCUCAGACGUCCCAAGGGCUCAACCCACGCGGAUCCGACAUAUGAGCGGCCUCGAUCUGCUCAAUCUACCAAGCUUUCUGCUAGAGACGAGCAAGGCAUGACCCGGUCAUCCAGUACCAGCUUGUUGGACGUUUAUCCUCUGCAGUUACCAAGAACGGAGGACUUUGUUGCCGCCUGCGGUCGGGAACCAGGUUUCGCAGAUCUCGACUUGGACGAGGUGAGCGAGUUCGCUCGUUUGGCACACUACCGAGCUCGCGUUCUUGCUGGCAAACACGCUCGUGUGGAUAGCUUAGACACUGCGAAAGUCAAGCCCCAAUGGCUGCAGGAUCUUGAGCGAGCGGUGACGCUAGUAGGAACUCAGCAACAACGCAACCUGAUCAGUGGCAAAGUGGUGGUCGAGGCUGACUCCAUUGCCCACUUGUCCGAGGUGCACACGCGCGUGGUGCUUCAGAUCACGACUUUGUGUCGACAGUACACGCGCGACUUUGGCGAAAGCUCGUUCACACGAAGGCUGCGCGCGUUGACUCGUCGACUGGUUGAAUGGAAGUUCACGCGCAUGUCCGAGGUGGUCGCUGCACUGAGUGAGGCGAAGUCUGUCGCCAUGCAAGAAGAGAAGCAGAGGAACCUCGAGUUCUACCACGUUCACAACGUGAAUAAAGAUUAA
Phytophthora sojae is the source of this 1299-nucleotide messenger RNA. RefSeq lists its product as hypothetical. The transcript is spliced from 5 exons. The record is from RefSeq and is a predicted model, not a curated record. The annotation marks the transcript as partial. NCBI's taxonomy places the organism in Eukaryota, Oomycota, Peronosporomycetes, Peronosporales, Peronosporaceae.